Rhea pennata is the source of this 1787-nucleotide messenger RNA. It is a transcript of the gene YIPF4, whose product is annotated as Yip1 domain family member 4. Gene Ontology annotation, biological process: endoplasmic reticulum to Golgi vesicle-mediated transport; vesicle fusion with Golgi apparatus. Bases 126 to 872 code for a protein of 248 amino acids. Gene Ontology annotation, cellular component: trans-Golgi network; membrane. The transcript is spliced from 6 exons. NCBI's taxonomy places the organism in Eukaryota, Metazoa, Chordata, Aves, Rheiformes, Rheidae. The record is from RefSeq and is a predicted model, not a curated record.
GCGAGUUGGGCCGUUGCUGCCGCCGCUAAGGGAGGGACGCGGGGAGGCCCUAGGCCGCGGUGCCGCUUGCCUCCCGCCGCCCCCGCUGCCCCGCGGCCGCCGCAGCCGCCGCAGCGGGCGGGGAGAUGCAGCCCCCGGGCCCUCAGCAGCCGCCGCCCUAUGCGCCCAGCAACGGAGACUUCACCUUUGUCUCCUCGGCCGAUGCCGAAGAUCUUAGUGGUUCCAUAACAACUCCAGAUGUUAAGCUAAAUCUUGGAGGAGGAGGAGAAUUCAUCAAAGAAUCUACUGCAACUACAUUCCUGAGACAGAGAGGGUAUGGUUGGCUUCUGGAAGUAGAAGAUGAUGACCCAGAAGAUAACAAGCCACUCCUGGAAGAACUGGACAUUGACCUGAAGGAUAUUUACUACAAAAUUCGCUGUGUGUUGAUGCCUAUGCCAUCUCUUGGGUUUAAUAGACAGGUGGUGAGAGACAAUCCAGAUUUUUGGGGUCCUCUGGCAGUUGUCCUCUUCUUCUCAAUGAUUUCACUAUAUGGGCAAUUCAAGGUUGUUUCUUGGAUUAUAACUAUUUGGAUAUUUGGAUCCUUGACAAUUUUUUUAUUGGCCAGGGUUCUUGGAGGAGAAGUGGCUUAUGGCCAAGUUCUUGGUGUGAUAGGAUAUUCUCUACUUCCCCUGAUUGUCAUAGCACCUGUACUUCUGGUGGUUGGAUCAUUUGAAGUUGUUUCUACAUUAAUAAAGUUGUUUGGAGUAUUUUGGGCUGCAUACAGUGCUGCAUCAUUACUAGUUGGAGAAGAAUUCAAGACCAAGAAACCCCUUCUAAUUUAUCCAAUCUUUUUACUGUACAUUUAUUUUCUGUCUUUGUAUACUGGGGUGUAAUCUAAUGUAAGAAUGUGGCCAGAAACCAUAUUUUAUUUACUUGCAAACUGAUAAUGCAUAAGACUAAGAAGGCUGGAGAUAGUACAAGUGACUGUUUUGUAUCCAGUUGUCAAGAUGUUUUAAGAUCGAAAAGCAUAUUUGUGUAUAUUAUUUAAUGAAGCAAUUGUAGCUAUAUAGAUUUGUAUCAAAGUUUUAGGUUUGUUUAAGACUCUCUUCAGAUUUUAAUGAACAAAAUACAAGAACCUUGUGUUUUAUAACAAAGUGUAGCAAAAAUAAAGCUUGAUACCUGUGCCAAAAGCACUAGGAUUAGAUUACUAUAUUUGAGGAGAAAAAUGAGAAGUUAACUAUCACAAUCUCAAAGUGCAAUUUUUCUUUUGAGCUUAAACUUAGCUGGCUUUUUUGGCACAGCAAAUCCUGUAGAUAAUAAUAUAUAUUUAUGAAACAGUCCUGAUUGUUCACAGAAUAGUCUGUAUAAUCAAGACAACAAGAUUCUACUUUUAAUUUAGUGCCUCAAUUAUUUUGAUUUGGCUAUUGAGUUUUUAUAAAUUCCAAUUUGUUUUGAGAAAAAUGUAUAUACUGUGUAUUUUGUAUCUAUGGCUUGUGUGUAGCGUAAAUACUCCUUGGCUGAGGAUGUAUGUUGGGUUUUUAAAAACUAAAAAUAGAAGUAUUUGAAGUUUUCAUUUACUAUUUCUGACCAAAGGAGCAAGGCAUUUACUACGUGACAUAAUUCUUUAAAUUGCUUAUUUACAAAAUCAAAUUAUUUUAGUUAAUAGUGUGAAUUAGAGAGAAACAGGCAAAUAACUUGUCAACGAUAGCACUGGUUUAAUGUUGGAAAAGAAAGAUGAUCUAUUGAAUUUGUGAGAUCUUUAAACAAUGUUAUUUUAUGAUCAUAAAAUAAAAAGAAUGCUUCCCUAA